AUGCCUCGUAACUAUAAGCCCGAUCCACGGGGUAAGCAAUAUCGAAAAUAUGACCAGGAGACAAUUCAACAAGCUUUGGAAGAGUUUGAUACUACACCAAACUGCUCAUUAGCCUCUAUCGCAAAUAAAGAUAAUAUUAACAAAUCGGUGCUAUACCGACACAGUAGAAAAAUUAUGAAAACACAAGGUGGUCAAAAUGCCUUAGAUGACGACACAGAACGCCACAUCGUCAAUUAUAUAAAUAUUUGCGGCAGUUGGGGUUAUCCUUUAGACACUUACGAUUUAAGAGUUCUAAUUAAAAUGUAUUUGGAUAAUUUAGGCAUCACACACAGGCGCUUUAAAAAUAAUAUGCCUGAACCCGAUUAUGACGCAAGAUUUUUAAAAAGGCAUAAAGAUACCAUUUCUUUGAGAAUCUGUCAAAAUAUAAAAAAGUCGAGGGCUCAAGUUUCACCCGAAACAAUUAAAGAAUACUUUGACGAAUUAGAGAUAUCCCUUAAAGAAAUAGAUCCAAAAACUACGACGAAACGAACCUCGGUGAUGACCCCGGACGUAAAAAGGUUAUAG
Messenger RNA from Pieris macdunnoughi, 564 nucleotides. The record is from the annotation of a GenBank genome assembly. Lineage: Eukaryota; Metazoa; Arthropoda; Insecta; Lepidoptera; Pieridae.